Molecule: messenger RNA, 7337 nt
Organism: Cheilinus undulatus (humphead wrasse)
Lineage: Eukaryota; Metazoa; Chordata; Actinopteri; Labriformes; Labridae
Exons: 12
Coding region: 217-2934 (905 amino acids)
Biological process (GO): regulation of transcription by RNA polymerase II
Cellular component (GO): nucleus
Molecular function (GO): transcription cis-regulatory region binding
Source: RefSeq, a predicted model, not a curated record
GACUUUAACAUUAAGUUGUACUCUGGCAAAGUUUGGCCACACCUAGAUCCUGUCCUACUUCCACACACACUAAAAAAAUAAAUUAAAAAAAAAAAAAAUAAAAAAGCGAGAAGGAGAGGGCUUUUAUUUUUUUUCCUGCGGUGCGUUUGUUUGUGUGACGGCGAGUCCCGGCGGUGUAACCGGAGAGGGGCCUCAGAGAGGGAAUGCAGGACUGCAAUGGAGCACAAUGCAAUACAGUGGUUGGGUGCUCCCUCCUGCCAGAGAGGCAGCUACGCCUUCUACAAGUCGGUGAGCAGCCGAGCUCAGCCCGACGGGCCGGUCCAGGUGUGGAGGCUCGGGGAGUUCUACUUCAUCCGCUGUGGACCGCAGGACCCCGUCUGCAUCGCUGAGGUGACUUUGUUGUGGGAGGACCAGACGCAGCGCCACCUGUUGGCCAGCGCCAGACUCUACUUCCUUCCUGAGGACACGCCGAACGGUCGGACCAGAGAGCAUGGAGAGGACGAGGUUCUGGCCGUGUCCAGGAAGAUGGUGCUGCGGGUCGAGGACCUGGUGCGCUGGACGUGCAUGGAGCCGGCCGGUUGGAGCAAAAACGUGAAGCCGCAGAUGGCGCUGUGUGGGAUGAACGGGGUUCACAAACCUCUGCAGAGCAACGACGGACUCAACAACAACACGAGCAACACGAUCAACGAGCCGCUAAGAGACAAAACAGACAACGAGCAGUCGGACUGUCACGCCGUUAAAGUCCUCAGCUACCCGCAGUACUGCCGCUUCCGCUCGCUGCAGAGGCGCAUCCAGGACAGGGCGAGGGGGGAGGGGCUGCAGGACCCUCACCUGAUGGCUCUGGGCGGGGUCAAGGCGUCGGCCAGCACCCGACUGAUGUACUGCAGAGACACCUUCAACCACCCGACGCUGGAGAGCAACGCCAGCUUCACCUGGCAGUUCAGAUGUCCGUCUCUCAGUCUCCGAGGUCGACCUCGAAAGAGAAAAGGACGAGACGGCAAAGAUUCGCCAACGUCCUCCCAGACAGAGUCCUGGAUCGACAGGAUGAAGGAGAACGUGAUGGGCAGCGUGGAGACGGGCUGUGAGGGCGGCUGGCUCCCUCACCCUGAGGAGCAGCUCUUCCUGGACCAGCUCUUCUCCUUCAUGAGUCGCAGCGGCUCGCCCAUCCACAAAGUCCCAAACCUGGGCUUCAAGAAGAUCGACCUCUUCCUCAUGUACUCGGUGGUGAAGAGACUGGGAGGACACAAAAAGGUGACGAACGAGCGAUUGUGGAAGGUGGUUUACAACGAGCUGGGAGGAUGUCCGGGCAGCACCAGCGCUGCUACCUGCACCAGGAGACACUACGAGAGGCUGCUGCUUCCCUACGAGGAGCACCUCAGAGCGGGAGGAGGAGGAGCAGAGUUCAAAAUUCCAGACCUGCCGUUGCCCCAGAAACCCAAAGGGAUCAGAGGAAGGAAACCGCUUCCAAGAGGCAGAAAACCUGGACCCAAACCCAAGGAGAAGAAGAUCAUAACUCCUACUCCUCCUCGAACUAUCGUGACUCCAAACGGCACCGUGGUGGUGAAGCGUGGUCGCGGUCGGCCGCCGGGAACACGGAACAAGUCGACGCUGAUCGCUCAGGCCAAACUGUUGGCUCAGCAGCAGGCUAAAGCUAAAGGAGCAGCAGAGAGUCUGCAGCAGAGUCCUCUGCUUCCAUCCAGAGCUGCUGCAGGAGGAGGAGGAGGAGGAGGAAGAGCAGUGGGCAGCAGCACACACAGGCCCAUCCAGCCGGUUGUCCUCCCUCCCAACAUGCCCCUCACCCCUGAGCUCUCCCCCAUGUCGGCCCCCUUCCUCCCAUUCCCACCCAAACUGAAGGAGCUGAAGAUGGAGCGAGGCGAGUCUGCAGCCCCAGGCGUUCUCCUCUCCACGCUGCCUCGACACUUUGUAGGCGGAGCUCUGGGCGGGUUCAGCCCCAUCAAGGGGGUGUGUCCUCUUGAUGUCUUUAGAAACCGCCUCAGCCUGCAAAGAGGCCCCGAAAGUCCCGCUCUGACCCCCCAGGACCCCACCCAGCACCUCCCUACUAUCUUCACCCUGCAGCCAAAAACAGGAAGCCCCGACACGCCUCACCCCAGUGGGGAGCAGCUUCAACCUCAGCCCCACCCACUCCACUCGCAGCACACGCGCUGCUCUGGCUGCAGCACGGACGACGGGGUGCAAAAAGGAGGCGGCCGGGAGGCCAGGACCCGACACCCUCUGCCCCCCCUCAGAGUGCUGCCUCUGAACCUGGACUGCAGCGUUCAGGUAUGUCAGCUCAUGCGGACUCGUCUGGGCUCCACUCAGUUCCAGACCUUCACCCGCCGGCUGUCCGAGGCGCUGUCCCAGGACGUGAGCGCCAAGCCGCCCUGCUCUCCCAUCACGCCUCCCCCCGAGCAGGCACUCCCACUCAACCUCAGCAAACGCUUCCCCACCAAGAGAACCAGCACGGAUGCACCGGAGCAGAAUCCAGCAGGCGUCAACGGGACCACAGAGCAGCCGAUGUCCAAGAGAGCCAGACUGGAGCAGAACCAGGACUUCAGCAGUUCUGCAGGAGGAGCAUCAGGAGCAGGAGUCAAAGGAGAGCAGGAGGUGGAGACCAAGAACCAGGAGGAACCAGCAGAUCUGAGCUCCCCCAGCAGGAUCAGAGCCUUCCUUCUCGGCCUACCACCCUUCCAGGUGAAACUGGAGGAGGAUCUGAAUGGAGCUGGGCCCAAGUUUGGAAAGUUUCUCCCUUCAGGAUCUAGAGCUGAACCCACGUGGACCGAGACGGAGCACGGAGAGGGAGUGAACAAAGAGGUAAAGGAGGAGGAGGAGGAGGAGGUGGCGAAAGAGGAGUCUGAUCCCACACCGUGCUCUGCUCCUGCUCCUGCAGAGGUGAGGAGCAGCGGGCCUUCAAACACAGACACGCACUGUUUUUAGCUUUAUUCUCUCUUUAUCAGCAGAAAACUGAGUCGGGUUUGGAGCAGGGCGUGGCUUUGGUUUUGUACGCCGGAUGAUGUUUAAGCCUGAACUCACAGAGCGAGAAGUUUCUUUUCUUCAUCUUUCAGAACUCUAGACCUUCACCUUUUUGUCCUUUUCUUCUUUUGGAUAAUGUCGUUCAUCUUUCCAGAGGAACGGCGACUCAGAGACCCUGUUUGCACCUUGCAUUAACAUCCAUCGCAGGUGGUCAGAUAUGUAGUGAUGACCCUGAAGGCUCGGUGUGACAAUCACUGAUGAUCUGAUAUGUCAUUGCUCUGGUCUGGGAUGCCUUCACCCGGAUGGAUUUAAAACUUCGGAGCUCCUCCUAUCUGACGUCAUCUAUGGUAGUCAAACAGCAGGCGUCUUUACAUCCAUGCAGGCUGCUGGUUGCUUGUCUUGAAUGUCUAACUCCACAAGGUUAAUUAGCUAGCUGCUAAAGAGGUGCCACCAGCCUCCUAGCUUGUGGCUAGGUUAUGGAGUCAUUAUUGUUACAAAACUCAAGAGACAGCCACUUUGUGCAAAGAUGUUCUCCGGCCCUAAACGCUCUCAACUCUUCAGUCGCUCACUCAGAAUGUUCACUUUUCAUUCACGGUGCCUCUGCGUGUUUGUUAACUUCCUGUCUCUAAUUUUCCCUGUGUGCUUGAAGAGUGAAAAACUUGCUCUGUGCAAUGCUAGAGUACUUCUGACCUCAGAUUUUCUUUGAACCACUCAUAGUAAACAGGAAAAGGGGGAAAUGGGAGGGAAAUGGAGAUGUGUCUGCUUAAAGUUGGAAUGUUGGACUUGUUAGAAAUCAGUAUUGUUUGCUAAAGACACGGUGGACCAUGGGCACUGAUGUGUGCUCAUAAAUCAAGGUUCCUGACUUUUUAUGAUUUGAAGUACAAAACCUGGCAGCACACACAGACACAGUUUGGCACGUGCUUAAAGAGAGUUUCUGAUGUGCACAGAGAAAGGGUCCUACAUGUUCAAGAAAAGAAAGUUUCAUUCACACAGUGAAAAUCAGAGAACGGCAGUUUCACAAAAGCCCACCGACAGGAGAACGUUUUAAACACGAGUGAGGAAAUUUUUAAGAGCAAGACGACAUUUGAGCUCAAACAGAGAAAAUUGAAGCACCAGGAGGCAAAUCUAAGCCCAUAAACUCUCAAAAUGUUAAAAUGCACUUUUGAGUGUUGUGACAAGACUGACUCUGUACUAGGUAGCCGAGCGUGCUAUGUGCAGUGAAGCUGCUAGUGCUACUAAUAAUGGGGGUGACUAAGCAACAAGCUAAGAGGCUAACGGCACCUAGCAUGGUCACACUUUGCUUUAAACUGAGUUCUCAUUAAACUAGCUUGAAAUGGCUAGCUCAACUGUGCUAGCAUCUUAGCUUGUGCUAAGAGGCACAAGCUAAGAUGCUAGCAUAGUCAUGAUUUCACCACCUUUCUUUUGCGCUGCCAGCAGCUUCACUGCACAGAGCAUGCUGGGAUACGUAGCCACCUACCUACAGAGUGAAUCAGCCUAAAACUCAGAGACCAGCAUGGCCUCGUUAACCGCUUUUCUCCCUGUCAUAAACAUGCAUCUAAAGGAAACGAGGAAAUACGCUCUGCAGGAUCCUGUUUAGAAUAAAAUGACUCCAUAGUUCAAGACAGGAAGUGACCAGCGAGGCCAGAGACACGUAAGCGUCGGCUGCCUGUGCUCUUAUUGGCUAAGCAGAGAUGUUAAAGCCGUGUGAACGUGGUAUCUGACUACUCUGCACGGAUGUUGAUGCAACGUACAAACAGCAUCCUGAAAGAAGAAUGACGACACAGAGACUCAUGACAAUCACAGCUCAGUUUCUCUUUUCUUUUUCAUUUAUGUAAGAAAACAAACAAAAAAAGAAACAGAGACUCUUAACACUGCCAUAACCCUCAUAACACUAUCAGCUCCUUUAUUCAAUGUUCCACAGAAAUGUUGAAUAAGAUCCAUAUUACUGAAAUGAAAACGUCAAUCAUUCAUCUAUGGGUGAUGCUAUGCAUCAAGACUUCAUACGUUAGCUUCUAGAGUGUACUGUAGUUUGGUAGUUUGAUUUUUAAAUUGUACUCUACUUCUGUAGAGAGAUAGUUAUUUUCUGAUAAAGUGUCUGGAUGUAUCUGGAGCUCCUCAGUCUUCACGUUAUAGCUCGUUCAGUGAAGCCUUUCUAUAGUCCUGCUUGUUAGCUCAAAUAUAUUCACUUUUCUUACACGUACGUGCCUUAAACAGCCUGCCAUGUGUGACGCUGCCGCCGCCGCAGGCUUCAGAACCAUUCAGUUAAAGAGAUACCUUGAUGUUGGACCUCUUUAGUCUGUCCCUCCUGAGCAGGGCUGCUGUGUAGCGGUUAAACCUCCACCAAAUCAACGCCUUUCUGUCAGACGGAUAGACAAAGACGGAUCUUUGUAUCGGCUUUUCCUUCAAAACCACAGGGUCCUCUUUAUUAACAGUCAGUGGUAGAAACCAAGAACUGAUGGAUGCAUGAUGCACGCUCUGGAACCCCGCCUCGCCGUCAUCCACGCCGCUGUGGACCGUCAUGAGCUGACGUCCAUCCUCCAGGUUUUCACUGCUGAGGGGAUUUCUUAUUGGUUUUAAAAUGUAGCCAGAACAUUCAGACUACCUCAUGUGGUUACGUUUUAAUUUUUACCUGCUUUAUCAGGCGCUAUCCCAUCAUGCAUCACAGUCAGAUGUAACAUGGGAUGCAGUUGGGCGCGGCUCUAGGUAGGAGUCCUUUAAGUUUUUCAAACUGAAGGAAAAGUAAAGAAUAAAAUGAUGAUCAGGCUUACACUUGAAUAUGAACUCUGUCUAUAAGCUGUUUGUUCACCGUGAGCUCUGAGUGGAUCUCAGACGGAGAUUUAGCAGAGAGCAUGCUGGGAUUCAGGUGAAGUUAUUCUUCACUAGGUGGAGCUGUUAGAUCGUUCUGAUGCAGGACGCCACGGUAGGAGGUGGACCAUGGACCUAAAGACUUGUUAAGGAUGAUUUUUGUACCUCUCACAUGUCUUAAUGCUUCUCAUGAAGCUGCAGCCUGAUGCUUGCUAACGUAGCGUAGCACACAGACUGGAAACACAUGGAGAAGUGAAGCCUAGCGAUGCUUGCUAACGUAGCGUAGCACACAGACUGGAAACACAUGGAGAAGUGAAGCCUAGCGAUGCUUGCUAACGUAGCGUAGCACACAGACUGGAAACACAUGGAGAAAUGAAGCCUAGCGAUGCUUGCUAACGUAGCGUAGCACACAGACUGGAAACACAUGGAGAAGUGAAGCCUAGCGAUGCUUGCUAACGUAGCGUAGCACACAGACUGGAAACACAUGGAGAAGUGAAGCCUAGCUGCAGCCUGUCCAAAGAUUUAGAGAGGAAUUAUAAUUAGAAGAACUUACAGACUAGUGUGUCGUAAAUGGUGCAGCAAGGCACACUGGUGCGCCCUCACGCCAGCCUCAGUGCACCAUGGGAAAUUCUAUUGUUCCUUCAACAGCUGAAGUUGCUCUAACCUGAUUUAAAGAGGCUGUUUGUGUGGGUAUGGUGCUCUGAGAGUUUAAGGUUAAAGCUUCUGUUAUAGACUAAGGUUUGUGUAGCAUCAGGGACCCAGGUCCACCCAGACGGUGAACCUCAAACUCUGCCAGCGUGAACACGAGCGUUCUACGCCUGAGUCCGUAGCAGGAUUGGUGUGAACUGGAGCACAGGCCAGGGGACGGGUGAACCGUGCCCGAGUAUGGACACUCAUCAGUGAGAGAGGUGUGAAGGUAUUUUUGAACGUCUUCUUUCAAAGCGUACGUAUCUGCGUAAGAGAAUAAUGAUAGUUUGAAGUCUCAGAUAUUACAGAGCAGGAAAAUAGAACACCUGACAUUUUUACAGAACUGCUUUUAAAAUAACUUAAUAUUUAAAAAAACACAUUUAUUUCCUUUUUUAGGAAAUAAAAAUCCUUCUAUAAAUUCUAAUAGUGGCACUAGUGUAAACUUAGAGGCCUUUCUGCAGGCUUUUUUGUAAAUCUUUCAGGUACAGCCAUGAUGACUGCCUUUUAUUAGGGACAUUAGUGUCGGCAUAUUUUAAAUAUUCAGCCAAUGUUUACAUUAGGGCUGAACGAUCUGGGAAAAUAAUCUAAUUGCGAUUUUUUCACCCAACGUUGCGAUUGCAAUUUUACAUGUGAUUAUCCUUCAGGUUCCUCAUCUUAUAAACCAUUCUACAUUAUAACACACAAAGCUAUUUCACCCAGAAAUUUAUAUCCAAUCUCCCAAAAUCAACAAAUAAAAUUCGCUUUUGCUUGUUCGAAAACAAGCAAAAUUCUAAGAAAAUAACUAGAAAUUAAAAACCCGCCCCACCACCCAAAAAAAUUGAAUCAAAUUCCCCCAAAAAUCAAAUAAAUUUCUCAGAUUUUCAUGAAAUUACCUA